CAUGCAUUACAUAGGGUAUUUUUGGACCAUUCAGAUUUUCUAAUGUAUUCAAUCUGUAUGACAAAUAGAACAACUGUGAACUCCUAUAUUUUUGUAUAUAAAUAGAUAAAUGCAUAUUACACAGAUGUGUGUGUGUAUAUAUAUAUAUAUGUAUUAAUAUUUACAUAUUAAUGGCCACUAAAAAGUUGAGUAUCGUCCACUCGGUUUAGCUUUGUCUACUUUUGCUUGAAAUAAAAGUCAGACAGAAAGUGAAACCUGGUCAUUCUUCCUCCCAGCCUCCAUAAAGAGAUGACUGUUUGGGGUUUGUUGGAGAGGGAUGCCAAAAAGAUGACACAUUGUAUGUCAAAAACUGAGCAGCAGUGUGUAUUAGUGUGUGUGUUUGCCACAGCCUGUCGUCAUGGUGGACGGUGCUGCAGUCCUGAAGGGAAUUCACUCACACACAGGCAUUCUGACACAUUACCAGAACAGGCUUGUCCCCAGGGAACAGUCUGAACCAUGGUGACGUUCUGUGAGAGGAACACGUGGUGUCACCUUACACCAGCGGCUGGAUGUCACUAAUUCAAACAUAUUGUGCCUGUGGCUGUGCGUGCAUCUAUGCAUGCAAGUUUCAUUGUCAUGGAAUGGUGGAGUGAGGAGCUGUUUACAGUCACCGGUAAAUUAUUGGACCACAGAGAAGCUCAGACAUGCAGUGGCACUUGUUUCACGUCAUGUGAUCACGUUAGUAAUGUACAGUGUCAUGGAGGGCAGGCGUUUUGGUCUUGUUACGCUCGUGACCACUGCGUCAACAAGACAAUCCCACAUCUUUGGUUUCUUCAUCCAGGAAAGUUAGCAUCUGUCUUAUAUUCUUAACAAAACAGUUCAGUUGUCACUGAAACCUGUCAAAAAAUUGAAUAUAUUUAUUAUCACUGUUUAAAUAUCAGAUGAGGUCAGGACAGGGCAGUACAGGUAUGUGUACCCAUGGUUAAUGAUUAGAGAUUAUUCUUAUUUAGCAAACAUCACUAAUGCUGCUGCUGGCUGUCUGACAGGCAGCCACUUCCUGAGACUGAGCAAAGCAUGGUUUUGAAUUUAAUUAAUCUUUAAACAUUUUAAAGAUGCCAAAAGGCUGUCAGACUCGGCUGGUUGUUUAUGAUGAGUGAAAGUAUGUAAGAAGUUUCUUAAACAGUCAGUUGCCUAAAAUUAUAGACCAAGCUUAAAUGUUUCUGCUGCGGGUCAUUUAAAUACAUGUGUGCAGUCUUAAGUCUUGUCAAUAAUAAUAACAAUAUAUCGCACAGGAGUAUCAGGAACAACUUAGAAAGAUUUAUUCAUUUGGAGAAAAAAAAAAAGAUUUUUGCACAAGGUUAUUGUGUUGAAUUCUCUACAAACCAUAAACUACUAUACCAGUACUUUAAUUGUUAGCAAUUCAAAAAAAAACAAAGCAGGAAUACUGUAGCAGUGAGCAUUACAGAUGAAGCAGUUGGAGUGUAACAGCUAUGGCUUCACAGUGUAAAUAUUUAGUUAUAUUUUUGCACUUGUUUACAUCUGUGUAAGAAAUAAACAGUCACUGCAUAAUUUUGGAACUACUAUUUGAACAUUUUGCAGACGUAAACACAUUUUUCAGACCAGGAAUUCUUUUUUAAAUGACAUUAAAUAUACAGAGAAAAGGUCAGUCAGGGUUAUGUAGUUUUUUAAGAAUGUGGGUUAUUUUAGUUAAUCAUGAUUAAUCGUGAUUAAUUAAAAUGAUGAUUUAUCAUUAUUAAUUGUGAUUCGUCCACAGCUACCUGUGAAUAAUCAGAUUACAAACUCUUACCAUAUGAUAACACAGUUUAGGUUAUGGGUUAGGACAGGCCUUGUUUAUUGGCAAAUGAACAUACUGUUGGUUGUUAGGGUCUCCUCUAAUCUUUGUCUUCUUGUGUUUAUCUCAUGUCUAUGUUUAUCUCCUCCUCCUCCUCCUCCUCUUCCUCCUGGGUAUACAUUGUCGCUCUCUUCUCAUUAGUUUUCCCCGCUGCAUCCUAACGACUGCAUGUCUUCAUUAAAAGACUGUGGUCAGCUCUACUUGAGCUCUCUGUCCAUUACACCAAACUCAAAGCUACUUCAUUAUCUAAGUGGGUGAGCUGCAGCUUCUACCUCCAACACCACUUCACCACAGGGUUAGACUGCCAGGAGCCUCCCCUGUCUCCCAGGUGCAGUCAAUUCAGCUUCCUCUUUAAAUGUGACAUAUACAUCAGAUUUAAUUAAAAAAAUAAGCGUGGUGGCAGUGAUGAAAGUUAAAAGCCCAUUAUCACAAAGGUGUUGUAGACAUGCAGGGACACACACCAUGUGCAGAGACCUGUCCAAGCAAGCCUUUCUGGGUAGGAGAAACUAGGCUAUUGACUGGGAUGGUGUCACAUUUCUCUCCUGCUGCUGCUGCUGCUGCUGCUGCUGCUGCUGCUGCAGACAACCAGAGCUUUACAUUGAUUUCUUUCCGAACCACAACUGCAGACCAACUCUGAGGCUUUCAAGCUCUAAUGACAUAAUGGAUGUGUUGGCCACGGCCAGUGAUUUUAUAGGGUUUGUGUUUUGUGAUGCUGGUGAGGAUUUGCAGGAAAUACUAAUGCUCUCAGGCAUUCUGAACUCCAGGAAUAGCCGGGCUGCUUUGCUGCACUGUUCACAGUGAUUGCUAACGACCGGAGGACGGGUAAUUAUGUCUCAGAACACUUUCAGUCACUGAGUAGUAAAUAGAGCGGUAAAGAGGUAUUUUUAUUGACACUGUUUUAUAGUGUUGUGAUUAUAGUGUGACACGCUGUUUUAGUUCUGUGAUGUAAGAGUUUUGUGUAAACACUGACUUGUUGUGUUUCACUGAAUUUAAUCUAAUUCCAUCUCAGUGGAUGGCCACUAGUAUUUCAGAUUCUUAUCGUAACUUGCUAGUUGUGUCUAAUAAUAACCAGGUGAUUUAAAUAAAUGACACCCAAAGAGGAACAAGAGGAACAAAGGAAGCUUGUUUACAACAUCAGAAAUGUGGAAACUUCUUCAACUAUUUCGACAGGCACCAGCCUCUCACAGUGCUCGUCAGAGCAGUUCAUUCUAACAGUCCAGACAGUCAAUGCCCCCAUCCUGUUUGACCACAUCACUUCCCCCCCGACACUUUGGAAUAUAACAACUGUGGUGAUAGAAAAUGUUCUGACUGCCGGAUUACAAGUCUGUUCAGGCAGAGGAAGGAGACAAAAUACCUUCUGGAUCUGGAAGAUAAUAGAAGAGGUCCCUAUUGAUUCUUCUUCUGCUGCUAUGACAACAAUCAGUCUGACAUGGCGUCACAGGAGGAGAAGGACAAAGAGCCUCCCUCCAAUGGAGGUCAAAAAGACAGCCGUCUGAAGAGUAAGAAGCCGCCCAGUCUUGUCAUAGCCAUCCCUCCACCUGAAGCCACAAUGUCCCACGACGCUGCAAAACAGCCCCUGCGAUCGUCCCUGAAGAAGAGUGAGAGUUUUCAGGUGACCAGUUCUGUGUCAGAGAGCACAAGUGGAGCUGAAGAGAGAGGUUUCUUAACCAGGGACAGAAGAUCAAAAUUAGGUCGACAAACAUCACUGUCACAGAGCAUUCGAAGGAACACAGCCCAGUGGUUCGGUGUGAGUGAAGACUGUGAGACCAAGCAGCAGGUAUGGCAGAGGAAGAGCCUGCGUCACUGCAGCCAGCGCUAUGGCAAACUGAAGCCCCAGUACAGAGAACCCGACACAGCCACCAGCUUCGACCAGGGCCUGGACUCACCAGCCACACAGAAGAUGCCAAAGAUCGUUGAUCCUCUGGCUCGAGGAAGAGCAUUCCGUUGCCCAGAAGAUGCCGACAGUCGCUCCCCCAGGACGCCUCACGCCACCCAGGGCGCUCCCGUCACUCCGGGGGUCAACUCACUCUGCUCUUUCACCAGCCAGCGCUCCGGCUACAGCCGAUUCCCCAGGAGGAAGAGGGAGUCUGUGGCCCGCAUGAGCAUCCGAGCUGCCUCCAACCUGCUGAAGGGUCGCAGUGGUUUGGCCGGAUCACAGACGGGUCGCAGUUUACCCAGGCGGAGCUUUGUCAGACCCAGCUGGAUGGAUGAGGACACUGUUGACUCUGCAGACGCAUCAGAGUCUGUCUUUUUUAGCAAAGGUGACGUCCACGGUGAGCUGUCGUUAAUGACCGACGAUGUGUUUGAAUCUCCACCCAUGUCAGCAUGUCCCUUCGAACAGCCUGAGCAGAAAUUCCCAAUUGCGCAAGAGUCUCGGACUCCGGCAGCAGUGUCUGAGAAGAGCCAUCCUCGCCGUGGACGCCGCAUCGCCUCCCAAGUGAAGCACUUUGCGUUUGACAAACAGAAGCGACAGUAUGGUAUGGGGGUCGUGGGGAAGUGGUUGAACCGGCACUACAGACGCAGCCUGAGCAGCAACGUCCAGAAGCAGCUGGAGGACUUUCACAGCCACAGGCCAUAUUUUACCUACUGGAUUACAUUUGUUCAUAUUGUGAUUACUUUGCUGGCGUGUUGUACGUAUGGUUUCGCCCCUGUGGGAUUUGCACAACAUUCUACGUCUGACCUGGUAUUGAAAAACAAAGGUCUUUAUGAGAGCGUCAAGUUUGUCCAGCAGGAAAACUUCUGGAUUGGUCCUAGUUCUGACGACCUGAUUCAUCUGGGCGCCAAGUUCUCACCGUGCAUCCGUCAGGACAAACAGAUCGUGAAUCUGAUCCAGAGGGCCAAAGACCUGGAGAGAGGCUCUGGCUGCUGUGUGCAGAACGACAACUCUGGAUGUGUGCAGACACACAGCUCUGACUGCUCUGAAACUCUGGCCACGUUUAUUAAGUGGGACAACGAGCUUAUAGACAUCGUCAGGUCUUCUGGUUCGGUCUGUCACCAGGACCCCAGAGUGUGUGAAGAGCCUGCGUCUACUCCACCACAUACCUGGCCCGAUGACAUCACCCAGUGGCCAGUGUGCACGGCUCCCAAGACAUGGAAACAAACAGGUUACAGAAACAUGGACUGUAAAAUCAAGGGGCGGCCCUGUUGUAUAGGAACCAAAGGCAGAUGUGAGAUCACCACACCUGACUACUGCAAGUUUAUGCACGGUUAUUUUCAUGAAGAUGCUACACUCUGCUCCCAGGUCCACUGUCUGGAUGAUGUGUGUGGGUUGCUGCCCUUUCUGAACCCCGACGUUCCAGAUCAGUUUUACCGUCUGUGGCUCUCGCUGUUCCUUCAUGCUGGGCUCUUACACUGUGGCGUGUCAGUGGUUUUCCAGAUGACCAUACUGAGAGACCUGGAGAAACUGGCGGGCUGGGUUCGUAUCUCCAUCAUUUACAUCCUCAGUGGCAUCACUGGAAACCUGGCUUCAGCGCUGUUUCUGCCUUACAGAGCUGAGGUGGGUCCAGCUGGAUCCCAGUUUGGUCUCCUUGCUUGCCUGUUUGUUGAACUGAUUCAAGGCUGGCAGAUGUUGGAGAAACCAUGGAAGGCCUUCUCAAAGCUGGUGGCCAUCGUCCUCUUCCUGUUCCUUUGUGGCCUCCUGCCCUGGAUCGACAACAUCGCCCACAUCUUUGGUUUCCUCAGUGGCUUGUUGCUCUCUUUCGCCUUCCUGCCCUAUGUCACCUUUGGGACCUUUGACACGUACAAAAAACGCAUCCUCAUCGGCGUCUCGUUGCUGUUCUACAUCGGUCUUUUUGCAUCUCUCAUCGUUUGGUUUUAUAUUUAUCCCAUUAACUGGCACUGGCUGGAGCAUCUCACCUGCCUGCCCUUCACAAACAAGUUCUGUGAGAAGUACGACAUUGACCAUGACAUUAAUGACGUGGUGCACUAGUCAUCAGUCCCCAAACCUAAUAAUAUGAUCGCACUGUGAGGGGAACUGACCCACUAGUUUUCAGCAAAUAUCAAGGUUCUGGGCAUUUUUGUUUUUUGUUUUUUGUUGUUGUUUUUUUUCUUCUUUAGCCCCAAAGUUCACUGAUGUUCUCAGAUUAAUCUGCAGAGUUUAACUUCCACAUUGAAAUCAACCUUCAUAGUCCUCAGCUGAACUAAAAGAUGCUUGAAACACAGAACAAGAAUUCAGAAGCUCAAAAGGAAAAGCGAUGGGUCUAAAGGGAAAAAGUGUCAAGAAGCCAAAAGAACACAGGAAAUCAUGGCCACCUCAGGUCGACAAUCACAUCUGACUUCAAGUCUGUGGGAAACGAGAGGUGAUUACCGACUGGUGAUUCUUCCUCCUAGCAACUGGUCCCCAAGUCCUGGAACUUUAGGAGACCAGCGACAAACAGCGGUGGCUGCAGGAGAAGCUGUAACACUACACGACAGGAAUCACUUCAGUGCUGCUGCCACCGUCAACCUGUGUUUCCUGGUGUUUUCUAUCUUUUUAUGAGUGCAUUUGUUCUACCACGGUCACUAUCAGACGAGAGGACAGCUGUGCCACAUAAAACCUGAGUAUUAGCAGAGUGGCAGGAACUGUCCGUGUCACCUGUUAUUUAGGCCAGAUAUCAAUCUAAAAACACUGGUUGCCUUAAAUGGAUCGUUCCACUUGUUUAGAUGCCUCACUGUGUUUUCGUAUACAGCAUGCAAUCAACAAACUUGAGUGACGAUCACACACCAAAGUCAAAUCACGUGAUGCUUUUAGUGCAUGUUGUUUUCACCGUCACUUCCGUUCUUUGUCUAACUGCCACAAACUCUCGGUCAAGCCCUCCUUCAGAUUUUGUUUUCUCAGUAAUAUUGGUGCCUAAAAGUUUCAUGAAAUUUCUUAAAAAAAAAAAACUGCAGACAAGUAUUUAUCUAAACAUGAAUUCUGGGUGAAGAGUGAGUUUUAUAUUGUGUUUAUGACUGUAAAAACAAAUUAUACAUUAAACAAGAUGUUUCCUUCAGCUUAACCUUAAUAUAUUUAUGAAAUUCACUGUCAAAGUUUGAACUUUUCUCACCCAUCAGCACUGUUCUAAAAAAAUUAAAAUAAAAAAAAAGCGAACCAGAGCAGUGUGAUAAACUAUUUUAAAUUGAAUAUUUCUACAGUCAUCAUUUACUCCCAGGUACAGUCCACCCAAGUAUUGGUCUGUGUUGGGUGUCACCAUGUGUUCUGCUCUAGCCCCACCUGAUUCUUUUGUUCUCCAUCCAAAUGCCAUUUAGAUGAAAUGGAGGCAGUUUGUCAACUGGUGUGAAAGACAUCAUCCAGGAAAAGGAUAUAUAAGGAAAUUGGUUAUAUUUAUGUGUUAAGUUUUUUUGUGUUCUAACUUUUCACCUAUACAGACAUACACUAUAUGUAUGUAUGUGUAGAUGUAUAUGUAUUUGUGUGUGUAUAUGUAUGUACACAUAAAUAUACAUACAUAUAUGUAUGUGUAUAUAUGUGUAUAUAUAUAUAUAACUAUAUCUGUAUGUGGAUAUAUACAUAUAAACAUACAGUACCUAAGGUCCGUCUUCACUAUUUUAAGCAGCUGCUUGUUGUGUUUGUUGUCCAUCAGCCACAGUCGAUGGUCUCCUGGUCCAGUGGACCCCUGAUGGUGUAACAGUGUACGUCAUAAGAUUCAUCAGGUUUUUUCCAACACCUCAUGUUUGUUGAUAGAACAUUUCCUUCAGUCUGCCUUGUGUUUGUUUAUGAUAGAGUGUGUUAACACCUGCUUACAGGAAGGCCACGACCGUGACUGUUGUGUGGAGGAUUAUGUUAGUUACUAAGUCAGAUUACGUGUGUUUAGUGUAAGCCACUGAUUAUUCUGUGUUAUUGAAAACACGAGUUAUAAAAAAACAAAUAUAUAACUCUUAAAGUCAAUAUUUUCUCUCUCCACGUUCAGAGUCCACAGUUUCAAGCCGUGGAAGUUUGCUCUCUCACAGUGACUUCCUCCUCUUUUAAACCAAUUAUCGUUUCCUGUGCCUUUUAACAAAUGAACAUGUGAAUGUUUUAACUGAACUGCAGAACUUGCAUGAUGAUGGCAGUUACACUACUCUGUCUGCACUGGGACCAAACGAAGAGGGAAUUUUUAAGAGAAUUUCAGGUCAUGACGAUGGUACCUUUUCUUUACAUGUGUACUGUGUAUGUGCUAAAGCAAUGAGGCUAAAAUAAAUAGCACCUGAGUAAUUUGAAGUGAUGUGUGCAUCCUUGUGAAGAUGUAUAAUUAAAAACAAAAUGUGUGUAUUCAUCCAGUACAUUCACGCACUGGUCAUUUUUUAUGUAUUUUUCACUUUUGCCACAAUAGUAUAAUAAAAUUUAAAAGAAAAAGAAAA
Cynoglossus semilaevis (tongue sole) is the source of this 8146-nucleotide messenger RNA. Its product is annotated as inactive rhomboid protein 2. Bases 3261 to 5759 code for a protein of 832 amino acids. The record is from RefSeq and is a predicted model, not a curated record. Lineage: Eukaryota; Metazoa; Chordata; Actinopteri; Pleuronectiformes; Cynoglossidae. The transcript has 19 exons. Gene Ontology annotation, cellular component: endoplasmic reticulum membrane. Gene Ontology annotation, biological process: regulation of epidermal growth factor receptor signaling pathway; regulation of protein secretion. Gene Ontology annotation, molecular function: serine-type endopeptidase activity.